Molecule: messenger RNA, 6491 nt
Organism: Oncorhynchus mykiss (rainbow trout)
Lineage: Eukaryota; Metazoa; Chordata; Actinopteri; Salmoniformes; Salmonidae
Source: RefSeq, a predicted model, not a curated record
UGAUCAGCCAGCAGAGUAUGGCAGGGUGCCACCUGGACGACGUGCAUGAAAACCACGCCUGUUCCAAACUCUUCGCCCACUGCUAAAUCCAUCGACCUUAUUCUCCAAGCUUUCUGGAAGGACGAAGUCAGGGUGACCGAUAACAGAAUGGCAAGCCAAAUUUUCCAUAAAAAAAGACGCUAUACAUCCUGAGUAGUUGUAGGCUAGGUUCUGUAUUUAUUUAUAGUCAUUAAAAUAUUAGCUACACUUGUGCUCGAUCGAGACAUGUAGGCUGGUUAACAUAUCCCAGGAAUUGAACUUGCUGGUGAUGAUGCUCGUGGAUCAUGACUGUUCUGGGACUGAUGUUCGGUUGGUUCGUCAGCUCAACAAGGGUAUGAGGAUUCAACCAGGGAUAUGCAGCGGAGGGACCGAGCAGCAACGGGGAUGUAAAACCGGAGACGUCAAUGAAAAUAUUGUUUGUCUGCAAUCUCAGGAUGAAACGGGACGGGUGUGUCCUGGAAGCCCAGCACUGGCGACAGACACGCGGCUAUCCUCCUGUUCCACAGCAGACCGUGAACCAAGCAGUGGCAGUUACAACGUCUCCACUGGAACGGGAACCUUUUACAGCUGCGUCAGUCAGAUCACCAUCGGGUUUGAUCUCGGGGGCCAAGUGGCCAUUGGCAUCUCUCAUUGGAAGAGUCCAUUCCCUCCCAGAGGUCACCCCCUGUGUGACAGUCCUGAUGGGGUUCGCUCCGAGGCCUCUGCUGCCACAGCCCCGCAUCUCCCUGAGUACCAAGAGCCAGUGUCCUGUCCUGCCUCCCUGUCAAUCAACCCUAUAUCAUCCCACUGCAGCGCCAGCCAGGAGACCAUCAGCGACAGCAGCACAAGUGUGAGUUUCUCUCUACAUGGGGCUGAGCUCCAAUGGCAGAGCCCCCACAGACGCAGAGUUCUGCGGGCCCCGGCCCCUGGGGUUGAGGCUGCGGAUUUCUCCUUCCCCCCCAACAGGUCGCCAGUCAGAAUGGAGGAGUCCUUGGCUGGGGCUCCUGAUUCCCCCAGCACACAGGACAACGUGCCACCCCCCGUUUUGAAGGAUGUGAAGUUGUUAAUGGAGAGUUUGGAGGGACUGAGCACUCCGUCCAAAGAUGGCGACUCGACCCUGCUCGACCCCGGGACCAGUAGCAUCCUGGACGACAACACCAGGACUGACCCGGCACCAGAGGUAGGGAGAAGUAGGUCCAGUGGCUUGUGCUUCAGCGAUGGCAAGUGCCACAUCGACUACAUCCUGGUUUACAGGAAGUCCGGUCCGCAGUCGGAGAAGAGGGAAAUAUUUGAGCGCAACAUCCGGGCCGAGGGCUUGCAGAUGGAGAAGGAGUUGUCUGUGUGCAACAGUGAUGUGAUCUUCCUGAAGGUGCAUGCUCCCUGGGAGGUGCUGUGUCGCUACGCAGAGCUUAUGAACAUUCGGAUGCCGUUCAGGAGGAAAAUCUACUACAUGCAUCGACGGUACAAGUUCAUGAGUAGGAUGGAGAAGAGAAUCAACAGAUUUCGAGGAUGGCUGCCUCGCAAACCCAUGAAGUUUGACAACAACACCCUCCCUGACCUGGAGGAGAACGAGAGCUUUACCGCUCCCUUCAGUCGCUCCAGAAUACAUCAUUUCACCAUUCACAACAAAGACACGUUCUUCAACAACGCCACCAGGAGUCGCAUCGUCCAUCAUAUCUUGCAACGGGUCAAAUAUGAGGAGGGCAAAGACAAAAUGGGGCUGAAUCGUCUUUUGAGCAAUAGUUCAUACGAAGCAGCUUUUCCCCUUCAUGAGGGGAGCUACAGAAGUAAGAACUCCAUCCGGACGCAUGGGGCAGAGAACCACAGACACUUGCUGUAUGAAUGCUGGGCCUGGUGGGGUGUGUGGUACAAGUACCAGCCACUGGACCUCAUAAGGCGGUACUUCGGGGAGAAAAUUGGUCUCUAUUUUGCCUGGCUGGGUUGGUACACUGGAAUGCUGUUCCCUGCGGCGCUGGUUGGGCUCAUGGUCUUCCUCUACGGCUGGUUCACCCUAGACCACUGCCAGGUCAGUAAAGAAAUCUGCCAGGCCACUGACAUCAUCAUGUGCCCCAUAUGUGACGAGUACUGCCCCUACCUGAGACUCUCAGACAGCUGCAUCUAUGCCAAGGUCACCCAUCUUUUUGACAACGGAGCAACAGUUUUCUUUGCUGUAUUCAUGGCUGUGUGGGCAACCGUGUUUCUCGAGUUCUGGAAGAGGCGGCGAGCGGUCCUUGCGUAUGACUGGGACCUAAUUGACUGGGAGGAAGAGGAGGAGGAAAUCCGCCCCCAGUUUGAGGCCAAAUAUUCCAAAAAGGAGAGGAUGAACCCCAUAUCUGGAAAGCCUGAGCCGUACCAGGCCUUUACAGACAAGUACAGCCGACUCAUCGUCUCAGCUUCUGGAAUCUUCUUUAUGAUCCUGGUGGUGAUCGCUGCCGUCUUUGGCAUCGUGAUUUACCGCGUGAUCACAGUCAGCACUUUUGCCGCCUUCGGCUGGGCUCUCAUCAGGAAUAACUCUCAGGUGGCCACCACCGGCACAGCCGUGUGCAUCAACUUCUGCAUCAUCAUGCUCCUCAAUGUGUUGUAUGAAAAAGUUGCCCUUCUGCUCACCAAUUUAGAGCAGCCGAGGACUGAGUCCGAGUGGGAGAACAGCUUCACCCUGAAGAUGUUCCUGUUUCAGUUUGUCAAUCUCAACAGCUCUACCUUCUACAUAGCUUUUUUCCUGGGCAGGUUCACUGGUCGGCCAGGAGCCUAUAUCCGCCUCAUUAACCGCUGGAAACUGGAAGAGUGCCAUCCCAGUGGUUGUUUGAUAGAUCUCUGCAUGCAGAUGGGUAUCAUCAUGGUGCUCAAGCAGACCUGGAACAACUUCAUGGAGCUGGGCUACCCGCUGAUCCAGAACUGGUGGACGCGGCGAAGGCUGAGGCAGGAGCACGGCCCCAACGCCAAGGCCAGCUUCCCGCAGUGGGAGAGGGACUACAACCUGCAGCCCAUGAAUGCCUACGGACUGUUUGACGAAUACCUGGAGAUGAUCUUACAGUUUGGCUUCACCACCAUAUUUGUGGCAGCUUUCCCCCUGGCCCCGCUCCUGGCCCUCCUCAACAACAUCAUCGAGAUCCGCCUGGACGCCUACAAGUUUGUCACCCAGUGGCGGAGACCCCUGCCCUCUCAAGCCAAAGACAUAGGGAUCUGGUACGGCAUCCUGGAGGGCAUCGGUAUCUUGUCCGUCAUCACCAACGCCUUUGUCAUCGCCGUCACCUCCGACUUCAUCCCACGCCUUGUCUACGCAUACAAGUACGGCCCGUGUGCCGGGCAGGGCCGGGCCGGGGAGAGGUGCAUGAUGGGAUAUGUGAACGCCAGUCUAUCGAUGUUCAGAGUGUCUGAUUUUGAGAACACGUCGGUGCCCAGGACAGAUGGAUCGGAUACGUUUGGAGAAGCAGUGAAGUACUGCAGGUAUCGUGACUACAGAGAGCCCCCAGACUCGCCCGGUGAGCCAUACUCCUACACACUGCAGUUCUGGCAUGUCCUGGCCGCACGACUGGCCUUCAUCAUAGUCUUCGAGCACAUGGUUUUCACCAUCAAGAACCUGAUCGCCUACCUGAUCCCAGACCUGCCCAAGGACCUGCGGGACCGCAUGCGGCGGGAGAAGUACCUGAUCCAGGAAAUGAUGUACGAGGCCGAGCUAGAGAGACUGCAGAAGGAGAAGAACGAGAAGAAGAAGAAUUACAGGGCCCAUCAUAACGCAUUGCUCUGAAUGCACAAGCAGGUCAUACUGGUGUCCAUUUUUGCUCGGUGGUGUUGUGAGUGGGAAUGACAGAGAACUGGCUGCAUGCACGCCAGGGACUGUCCUGCCUGUCUGCGUCUCCCACUGGACCAGGUGAGCGCCCCCAAGAGGACCGUCAGCAUGCUCCUCGCCAUGGUGUUCAAACGUACUGUACGUCAUUCUGAAUCCGAGAGGCCAGUGGGUGAGGGGGGAAAAAAGAGGACAUACGUUGGAACAUUUUACAAUGGGUUUACUACUUUUUUCCCCCCAGAUUGCUCCUUCCACUUUGGACUCUCAACUGUACAUAUCUUGAAAACCUGAAUGUAGAUUUCAAAGAAACACAAAAAACAAACUUUUGCAGUUCUGUUGUCACAACUUAAAGAAAUAUUCUGUCAUCUGUGCGGUUGAAUGACAAACCCUGUUUACAAUCCUAGCCUUUUCAUUUUGAGGACAAAUUCAUGAGGAAUCAUGAUCAAUUGCUUUUACAAGGUUGUAAACCUUCGGCCAUGUUCUCUGCUUACUUUGUGUGCUGCUUACAAUGUUAUUUUGAACCGUUCCAUCAGAUCUGUGUUAGUGGACGCAGACUGCUCAGACAUCCAAUGCCUUCCUUUACAAUGGAUACUAAUAAGAGUAAUAAAAAUUCAUAUUUGUUACAAACCGGUUUUGUAAUUGUCCCAUUUGCACUUUGCUGUCAUUUUAAAACCAUCUCAACAUGUUUCCAUCUGACAGAAUGUGCCACUACGAGAAUCUCCAUGGCGGUUAGCACAUCCUUAGCGGGUAGGUCAGGUUGUCAGAGCACAGUAUGCAUCACUAACACUGAUGUCUCCUCCAGCUCGUUUAGAGGCUGCCCACCAAGUAACUGUAGCUACUGUCUGCCUCUAGUGUCUAGUGUGGUAACACCUGAUACCCCCUCUGCAGUUCCCUACUUGGCCACCAAGGGGCGCCAAUACACCUAUCUUCUGAUGCAGCCACAGGCAUCAACAAUGAGAGAGAGAAGGGAAUAGGUGCACAGUUCUCACAUUUUUUUGUCAGGUGUCCAAAGAUAAACACAGUCAUGUUCUGAUACUUUGAAGAUGAGAAGUAUCUUUAUUGUUUAUUGUAUGGUGGUUUUUUUGUGCCCCUGGAAGAAUUCUUGUUUGGUUUACACCAUUAUUGGUGUAAAAUAUCUGUCAAAUCCUUAAAGCUUUAUGUUUAUUUAAAUGCUCUCUACUGUUGGCAGCUUUCUCCUGUACGUUUAUAUAAUUCCUAGUGUCUACAUGUCUAUGUAAUAGUAAUACACAUUUUGCCAAGGGCAGCAGUUGGUUCCCCAAGCACCGCUUCAAUAUCGACCACUUUCUUUCAUAUCCGUAGGAAUUGUCAGACUUGUUUCACACAUUUGGCACUAUAACAGCCUAUCAAGGUGAACUAGCUUGUUAUCCCUUUCUGUGAUAGGUAACAGUUACAUUGAGGAUAAGACGUCAUUUAAAACUGUUACAGCUCCUAUUCAUGAUUGACUUUCAGGGGUCUAAUAAGACAAAAGAAGAAGAUGGCUGAAGUGGCCAGUCAAGGUCGUGUUGGCAACCAGAGCACACUGAAAGGCCUUUUCAGCAGCAUACACAGGGCUGGAUUCAAGCAGAAAUCGCAUGUUCCUGUUUGAGCACAAAAUACACAAAUGUUGGGGGGAAAUUUCUUGGCUGUAUGUCAUUGAAGAGAGACAGCAUUUUGGUUGGAAGUUGAUUGUCUUGACAACGGAAUCACACCCAUCUUGCAACUGUCUUGACCCUGGAAGCCUGAGAAAAGGACUUUGUAAUGCCACUGGGAAGUUCCAAACCAUUCUGUAUGUUUUAUGAAAACCGCUUUUACAGUAUGUUGUCUAUGGUCAUAUUGUGUGAGCAUUAUAAAGCCAUUCUGAGGUUACAUAAAGUAUCCCUUCUUAGUCUAACGGUCUGACCUUGACUGGAACUGAUACAUGUGGAGCUGGAAGCUGUUGGAAAUCACAUCAGCAUGCUAAAUCCUCCUGACCCUUGGAAAAUGCUUGUAAUCUGCUGUUCAGAUUUUUAACUUUCGCUUGUACAUGAUGCACAUCACUGCAAAUUGGAGGCUAUAAAUUCUAUGGAAUCCAGUGCCAUGUCCUUCAGGUUGGUUACUGUGGUGUGGUGGAGGAGUUAGCGCAGGGUGCACAUCCACACGUAAACUCUCCAUUAUGAGAAUUAAAAACAGGAGGGGAAACAUGGCGUGUUUGUUUCCUAUUAAGGCAAAUGUUCUCCUCUAAGAGGAUUAUCCCUGACACCGGCUUUGAGUUGCGUAAGGCUAUCCUGGGAAUCUGCGAUCAUAUCAGCCAUGGCCUCAUAUUCUGUAUUUUUUCAGAAAUGUCCAAUACAAAGUGUUAGGGACCUGGGAACAUAGAAUGAAUGAAUAGAUUAUAUUUAUAUGUACAGGCUCCUGUUUGAUGGGAUGUAAGCUUCAUUUGAGUUUUCAUCCUUUUCGUUCAGACCAGUGACCAGUGUUCCUUGACCCGUCUGGGUUUUUUUUCUUCAAAUUUGUAUCCCUCGCUAGUCUUUUUAAUUAAUCCAACUCAUUUCUGAAUACUUAUUCAUGCAGAACUACUCAGUCUACCUCUCCAGUCUGUCUCAGCCACGAUUCCGACAUCAAACACAAUGUUAUACCCAGACCUAUUGGUGUUCAAUAUCAUUUAAUAGGAGUUCUCAAAUAUAGACUUUCAGAUUUUAAUUGAAGA